UCUACAGACUAAAACCCGUCUUCUUUAUUUCUCCCUUUUAAACCCAAAAUAACAAAAUCAAAUUAUUUUCAUUCCAAAAUAUGAAGAGUUUUGUUACCGAAUCACACACCUGUUGACCUCAAUAGCGUUCUUCAAGUCCCACGAUUCUGUAAUUUCUUGAAAUUUGCUGCAUUGGAACGAUGUUCUUCGGUGUUGGCAUGCCCGGGGUUUGAUCUGUUUUUGUUUUUUUCUCAGUAAUUUUUGUGCGUUUUUCUUGUUUUUAAGUGCUUUUUUUUUUUUUUUUUUUUUUUUUUUUUUUUUUUUUUUUUUUAUAUUUGGGUUUGGAUCAUUUUGCUUUCUGGGGUUUCGGGAGUGGAAGUUGUUUUGUUUAUGGGUUUUGUGUGGUGGGAAUUUUGGUUAGGUUCAGGGGGUUCUGUUUGAGUAUUUUGGAAAUUUGGGUGUUCUUGUGGGUAUGGAGGAGGAACUGAGUGCUGAGAAAUUGUUGAGGAAUGAUCGAGUUUUGGAUGGGGAGGGUGAUGAAGCGUUGGGGAAUCUUCAUGUAGAUUGUGAGGAAAAUCUGCAUUCGGUUUCAAUUAGUUGUGAUUCUGGGAGAGAGUCGUUGGAGUUGGAAAUCCAGAAGGGAUAUGAGGCGAGAGUUGAGGAAGUUAUGGUGGAUGCCCUUAAGAGUAGUGAGGAAAAUGCUGAAGUGGAAACCAUGGUUAGGAAAAGGAGGAAGGUGGAUGAUGGCCACAUUGAAGGUGGAAGUAAAAAGGUAGUGGAGAAAAUGAAGAGAAAAAUUAUGGCCAAUAAACUACAGGGUAGUGAUCGAAUUUUGCGGUCGAGUUUUGUAGUGAAGAUAGAGUGCAAUAAUGUCGUCGAUAGUGAAGAGAAUAAUAGUAAUAUGGUGGUGCAGAAUUGUAGGAGCACUAGGUAUGGCCAGAAAUUAGUGAAUUUGGAGAAGGAAAGUGAAGAACGAUUGGUCUCCGGGGAUCAGAAGGUAAAAAGAAAGCGUGGGAGACCACGAAAGGUGGAAAAGGAAGCUGAGGAAGUAGUUGUCAGUCCUGUGAAGAAGUUGAAACGUAAGCCUGGAAGACCACCCAAGUUGGAGAGUGAAAAAAACCAUCAAUUUGUUUAUGAGAUGAGGAAUAAGAAGUUGAAAAAGAAGCGUGGAAGGCCACCCAAGAUUAAAAAGGAAAAUGACAAUUCAUUGGUUGGUGAAUUGAAUACCUUAAAACCCAAGCGUGGAAGAGGAAGACCUCCAAAGUUGCAAAAAAGCAAUGGAGCUUUUAAGGAUGAGCACCCAGUGGGAAGAAAGGUUAGGCUGGCGAGAAAAUUAACUAUGAAGUUGAGAAACAGGGUGAGGAGUAAUGUGCCAACUGAUCGGUUAUCAUCAGAUAAGAGGCAUAUUAGGAAAGAUAUACACAUGAAAAAAACUUUGCCGGCUGGAAAUGUUUUAUCUCAGGAAAUUUUGGAACCAGAAGCAGCACCGACAGUGAGUUCAAAGGCAAUUAAUUGCGGUGACAAGACGAAGGAAGUGAAGAAAGUAAAAAAGCCCAAGAUCAAAGUAGAUGGAUGCAAGAGAUCAGUAGCAAAGAAUUUAUUGAGAGAGAGGAUUACUGAAAUAUUAAAAACUGCUGGUUGGACAAUUCAGCAUAGGCCCAGAUUUAAUCGGGAGUACAAGGAUGCAGUUUAUGUAAGUCCAGAGGGGCGAACUCAUUGGUCAAUCACCCUGGCUUAUAAUGUGCUUAAAAGACACUAUGAAGAAGGUGAUGGCGAUUCCAAAGUUUAUAAGUCUGGUUUUAUAUUUACUCCAAUACCGGAUGAAGAAAUCAUGACACUAACAAGGGUUACAAGAGCAAGGAAGGACAGAGAAUUGAAGAAACAAAGGAGAAAUGAAAAAUUUAAAAUGAGAGGGAUUGUUGAAAAGACAAAGUGUAAAGAGAAAGCAAGUUCUCCAAGAACAGUUUCCAAGUCGACUAAGAGGAAGAGGAAAAAAGAUGUGUCGUACGACCUUGAUAAUUCCGACCAUAACCUAGAAAAGGGAUUUCCUAGUUCAUUUCAGAUACAAAAUAGAAAGCGGUGUGCUUUAUUGGUUCGAAAUACAGAGGAAACUGCCAAUUCUUCCAAUGAUGGGUAUUUGCUAUAUAAUGGGAAGCGGACACUACUUGCUUGGAUGAUAGAUUUGGGGAUUUUGUCACUUGAUGAGAAGGUACAGUACAUGAACCAAAGAAAGACACGGGUGAAGCUUGAGGGUAGACUUACAAGAGAUGGAAUUCAUUGCAACUGCUGUGAUGAAGUUAUUACAAUUUCAAAAUUUGAAAUGCAUGCAGGAAUCAGCGUUGGUCAGCCACUUGAAAAUAUAUAUGUACAUACUGGUUCUUCCCUCCUCCAAUGCCUGUUGGAAUCAUGGAAUAAACAAAAUGAACCACAAUGUAAAGGGUACAAUUUUGUAGAUGUUGAUGUUGAAGAUCCUAAUGAUGAUACUUGUGGAAUUUGUGGAGAUGGCGGAGACUUGAUUUGUUGUGAUAGUUGCCCAUCUACAUUUCAUCAAAGUUGCUUGGAUAUUAAGAAGUUUCCUUCUGGUCCCUGGCACUGUUUGUAUUGUUCAUGCAAAUCAUGUGGACAAGUCAUGGCAGGGUUACAUCCAAGGGAUGAUCAUCAUGAGGCAGCUGCAUAUGAGUUGUGGAAAUGCCAUCUCUGUGAGGAAAAAUAUCAUCCCAUAUGUCUUCAGACAAAUAAUGCUUCUGGUGAUGACGUGAAUAACCCAUCAUUCUGCGGGAAGAAUUGUCAAUUGUUACAUGAAAGGCUACAAAUGCUUCUUGGGGUUAAGCAGUAUAUGGAAGAAGGAUAUUCAUGGACUCUUCUUCGUAGAAGUGAUGUUGGCUCAGAUGUUAGUUUCUGCAGUGAAGUAGUUCAGAAGAUUAAAUGUAAUUCCGAGCUUGCAGUUGCCUUGUUUGUUAUGGAUGAGUGCUUUUUACCUAUCAUUGACCAUAGAAGUGGCAUUAAUAUGAUUCAUAACAUUGUCUAUAACUGUGGGUCAAAUUUUACUCGUCUAAAUUUCAGUGGCUUUUACACUGCAAUUCUUGAAAAGGAUGACGAGAUUAUAUGUGCUGCAUCCUUAAGGAUCCAUGGAAAUGAAUUAGCGGAGAUGCCAUUCAUUGGAACGCGUUAUAUGUAUAGGCGUCAGGGAAUGUGCCGUCGCUUUCUUAGUGCAAUUGAAUCGGCUUUGUCCUCUCUAAAUGUGGAAAAGUUGGUCAUUCCCGCAAUCUCUGAAGUAAGAGAUACAUGGACUUCUGUCUUCGGUUUCAAGCCCCUUGAAGAGACUAGCAAGCAAAGGAUGAGGAAAAUGAGUCUGUUGGUCUUUCCUGGUGUAGAAAUGCUGCAGAAACGGCUAUUGAAGGAUCUUCCAAUGGAGCGUACAACUCUUGCAGAAGGAUCUAAGUCUUCUCAACUUUCAGAACAACAAACGUUGGAGGUCGUUGCAACCUCUCCUGAAGAGAGACAUUCUCCUGCUCCUUGUUUAAAUUCAUGCAGCGAUGGCACUGCACAUGAUGGAUUGAGGAUUUCUUGUGGACCUGCAGUUGUUGAAUCUGGCGUUAAACCAAAUGAUAAGAUUUCGAAUGAUGAUAUGGAUAAUCCUACUAACAAUGUCAAAGCCUAUAAUGCAGAUGUUAUUGAUAAUAAUUUUGGGGAAAAGAACCAAACAACGUCUCUUGGUUCUACCAUUUCAGACCCUGACGACUGGAAGUCUGAACUAAAUGGACAAUUGGAUGGAAGCUCAGCAAUUGAUCUGAAGUCCAGUCUGGAGCAUCCCAAAGGUACUGCAGGUGUUGAUUGCCAGGAGACUGCAGAGAAUGGUAUUCCUAGAGACAAACUCAAGUCGACUCAGGAUGUAAAUCAGUCAGAGACAAUCAGCUCUAGUAACCUGCAAAAGACUGCUUCAGUACAUGAUGGACAGACGGUCCUCUUUGAUUCCAAAAUUGAGAAUGGUUCCGAUGCCACUUUACAUGUGGAAGAUAAAACUUGUUCUCCCUCUGGAGGUGAUGGGGUUAAUGCACAUGGUGUAUCUGCUAAAGUUUCUUCUAAUUGCCAUACAAUGGAGGACAUCGUGUCGUAGGCAGAUGACCUAGAUUACUGGAAUUUCAGCAUUUCUUGGAAGGACGAUGAUGAGCCGGAAGAAGUGAUGACUGGAGCAUAGUCAAAUCUCCACCUCUGAAGCAGAAUUAGUUCCUUAGAGAAUCCAGAUGAACAGUCUACCAAAUCAAUAGGAGUCUGGUUCACAGAUUAACACAUGCCACACUGUAUAAUAGAUCACUCUUCUACUAAAACUUAGCUUCUGCUUUGGUUUUUCUUUGCGCCAUUGCACAACUGAAGGUAGUUCUGUUGCGGUAACCCUCAGGUAUGAUUUUGUCAAACCAAGUUACUUAUAUAUCCUUUCGGUCUCAAACCGAUGCCUCUUCAUUGGUUACCACUAUCGGAGUGCGUGUUGCAGAACUCUUUUUGUUGGUCAUACUAACCAAUUGUGCCAUUUUUGGGAUGGAUGAUGAUUUAUCCACCGCCCCCGACCCCCCCCCAAAAGAACUUUUUUCUAGAUAUUUUUUUUUCUUGAUUGUGCAUUUUGAGCAAGUGUUUAGGGAAAAAUUUGAUCAUAUGUUCAUGUCAUCUAACCUGGGGGUAGAAGGGUUUGUACAUCCCGUUUUUGUUUCUGGCAUACGGUUCUGGAGAGCACUGUAAGUUUUCUUCUUACGUUACUAAAAUUCCCUUCAAAAGGGAUGUGCAUUUUGAAGCCUCCUUGUUUACUGUAAAUUAAAAGUUCAAUUGGCUUACUAUGGAAAUGUUAUUGCCUUUGUACAUCAUUUUUUUUUC
Benincasa hispida (wax gourd) is the source of this 4845-nucleotide messenger RNA. RefSeq lists its product as uncharacterized. Gene Ontology annotation, cellular component: nucleus. The record is from RefSeq and is a predicted model, not a curated record. Gene Ontology annotation, molecular function: DNA binding; transcription corepressor activity. Gene Ontology annotation, biological process: regulation of transcription by RNA polymerase II; negative regulation of DNA-templated transcription. NCBI's taxonomy places the organism in Eukaryota, Viridiplantae, Streptophyta, Magnoliopsida, Cucurbitales, Cucurbitaceae.